CUAGGAAGGGGUGAAUGUGAGUACGUGGCCGUUUGUGCACUUUAGGGGGAUCGGGGCAGAUCCGAGCCGGGACAGCGACCCUGGCUACGACAGUUUCCUCCCCCUGCAGCUACCCCCUGGAUCGGUUUGGAGGAAUCCGUCAGGAAGGUCUGGUCACCCCACACGCUGGUUCCCGCGUCUUCAGCCCACUUGGUCUCCUUGAUACCUUUUCCAGGGACCCUUUGCCUCCUGGAGAAGCCCCUCUGAAUGUCUCGGGCUCCCUUCCCUAACGGAAGUACCGUGCCGGGUUCAAAUUCCGACGCUGCCCGUUGGUGGAUUGCUUGCGGGUCAUCAAGGGGGAAACAGAACGACAGCGGAAGAGUCUGGCCCCUCCCACCUUACUAGCCUGAUACUGCGUCUUCAGCAUCAUCUGUGAGUAUUAUAUCCAAAAAUCUUUAACUUCAACAUAAGCAGGAUCUACAGGAUUGAAGAAAAAAAUUGACACCACGAGGAAAAAUCGAAAGCAAGCGAUAGAACAUUCUGCAGGACAAAUAGCUUCAUCUCGUAAAGCCAGUCAGCGUCAUUAACAACAAUAAUAAAACCCUUCGCCGCUUUUCGUGCGCUGCCGCUCUUCCGGCGUCAUGGUGCCGUCACUGUGGAAGGGGCUGGUGGGCAUCGGCCUUUUUGCCCUAGCCCACGCGGCCUUUUCUGCUGCGCAGCAUCGUUCUUACAUGCGUUUAACGGAGAAGGAGGAUGAAUCGCUGCCAAUAGACAUAGUUUUUCAGAUACUGCUGGCCUUUACAGUUACCUGCUAUGGGAUAGUGCACAGUGCGGGGGAGUUCAAAGACAUGGAUGCCACUUCGGAACUGAAAAAUAAGACAUUUGACACGUUGAGGAACCACCCGUCGUUUUACGUGUUUAAUCAUCGAGGUAGGGUACUGUUCCAGACUUUGGAGGUGACAAACUCUUCAGACCAAGGGGCGCUGGCCUCUCUCGUAUCCCUGACGUCCCAGAAACUUGAAUCACUGCACCAGUAGGACUUUUUACAAAUCGUAACAGGACAGGUCACAGAGCCGGAAUGUUGGCGUUUGGGGU
This is a messenger RNA of Phyllostomus discolor (pale spear-nosed bat), 1074 nucleotides long. Its product is annotated as membrane magnesium transporter 1-like. Gene Ontology annotation, cellular component: Golgi apparatus; early endosome; EMC complex. The record is from RefSeq and is a predicted model, not a curated record. The coding region runs from base 621 to 1016 and encodes 131 amino acids. NCBI's taxonomy places the organism in Eukaryota, Metazoa, Chordata, Mammalia, Chiroptera, Phyllostomidae. The transcript is spliced from 3 exons.